Molecule: messenger RNA, 2371 nt
Organism: Leptomonas pyrrhocoris
Lineage: Eukaryota; Euglenozoa; Kinetoplastea; Trypanosomatida; Trypanosomatidae
Product: putative mitochondrial alanine aminotransferase (ALAT)
Exons: 1
Coding region: 899-2371 (490 amino acids)
Biological process (GO): biosynthetic process
Molecular function (GO): pyridoxal phosphate binding; L-alanine:2-oxoglutarate transaminase activity
Source: RefSeq, a predicted model, not a curated record
GAGCCGACUCUGCUCGCUCCAUUGCACCUGUCUGCACCCACUUUUUUUGACCCCCCCACUUCUACUGUUCCUGAUCUUUGCUAUUUAGCUAAGAAGAAUCGCCAGUAAUCACGAGAUCGUUUUCUGUUUGUUUGUCUUGUUGGUUUCUCAUUUACACGAGCACCUCUUCAUCGCCUGUUGUACCUCUUUGCCGUUGGUCUUCGUGUGUUCGCUCUCUCGAUUGAACUUAAUAACCCGCUGCUUCCCGAAGCCGUGGUGCGAGUUGUUGUAGCACUCCACGCUAUAUAUAUAUACACACAACGCGUGAGACAUAUUAAAAACAAACCGCUAUCUUUUUGCUGUGUUCCAUUCUUAUCUUAUUUACUAAUAUAUAUAUAUAUACACUUCCAUAAUACUAACCAAAACGCGAAGGCUUUUCCCUCUUAUCUCUUUUGGAUUUCUCGUCUCCGUCCUUCUGGCUUCUGUGCGGCCUGUAUGAGAGUUCAUUAGCGCUGUGGAAAUAAGAAAUAAUUCUUCUUCUCCUUCUUUGCUUUGCUCACUUGACUGUGUGCGCUUGUGUGCGUGUUCGUGCUUGUAUGCGCAUGCGGGACAUCUACAGGUGAGUUCGUCCUGACUUUAAAAACAAGCAUAACAUUUUUAUUAUUAUUAUAGUUUUCCGCGCGUACCUUUGCGCGUCCUCUCUCCGGCGUGAAAGCAGAUCGAAGACGCGAACGUGAGAUCGGGAUUAAGUAGAAAAACGGCCUUUCCAAGGCAACAACCGUUUUUUUGUCCUUCUUCCCCCCUCUUUUCCGUACAUCUCCUGUGUGUUCGUGUGUGUUUCCUUCUCCCAUUUCUAACACAUAUUUAGCAAUUCUUUUUGCGUUCUCUUUCUUCCGAGCGGACUUCACGGGCUUCAAGCAUGUCGUCCGAAAAGGCCUACGUGAAUCCGCAUGUGGUGCGUGCGGAGUACGCCGUCCGCGGCCUCAUCCCUGCCCGCGCGGAUGAGAUCAAGAAGGAGAUUGCGGAGGGCAAGGGUGCCCACCCCUUCACGAGCCUCGUGUACUGCAACAUCGGCAACCCGCAGUCGCUGGACCAGAAGCCGCUCACCUUCAACCGCCAAGUUAUGGCACUCUUCGACGCGCCUUUCCUGCUGGAGGACGAGGCGCUUGUGGCGCGCUUCCCGGCGGACGCGGUGGCGCGCGCAAAGGAGUACGUGGAUCGCGUAGGCAACGUGACGGGCGCCUACACAGACUCCUUCGGGUACGACUUUGCCCGAGAGGCGGUGGCGGCGUGCAUCAACGAGCGCGAUCACCACGUGCAGCCCGAGGCGACGAUGGAGGAGAUCUGCAUGACGGACGGCGCGAGUGGCGGUAUAACGAUGGCGAUGGAGUUGGUCCUGGGUGGGCUGGAGGAUGCCGUGAUGAUCCCGAUCCCGCAAUACCCCUUUUACACGGCCCAGAUUGCCCUGCUGGGGGCGAAGACGGCGCCGUACUACCUGCACGAGGCCGAUCGGUGGGCGAUGCAGGCGGAUGACCUGGCCGCGGCGUACAAUAAAUGCAUGGAGGAGAAAAAGGCGACGCCGCGCCUGCUGGUGUGCAUCAACCCCGGCAACCCGACCGGCGGCGUGCUGGACCGCAAGGUGAUGGAGGACGUGGUGAGGUUCUGCUACGACUACAAUGUGCUGCUGCUGGCGGACGAGGUGUACCAGGAGAACAUCUACGCCGCGGACCGCAAGUUUGUGAGCUUCCGCGAGGUGGUACUGUCGAUGCCUGCGCCGUACAGCACGGGCACGAUGCUCGUCUCGCUGCACUCCACGUCGAAGGGCAUGAUCGGCGAGUGCGGGCGCCGCGGCGGUUUCCUCAACUAUACGAACUUGCCAGCGUUUUCCCGUGAGAUGCUGUCCAAGCUGGCCUCGUUGGCCCUAUGCGCGAACGUGAACGGGCAGGUCAUGACGGCGCUGAUGAGCACGCCGCCGCAGAAGGGUGACGCGAGCUACGAGUCGUACUGGGCGGAGUACAACGGCAUCUUCUCGAGCUUGAAGGAGCGCGCUGCCCUGCUGGCGCGUGAGCUGAACACUAUUCGCGGGAUGUCCUGCCAGCUUGUGGACGGUGCGAUGUACGCCUUCCCUCAGAUCACGCUGCCGGCCCGGUACGCGGAGUACAACGAGGCGCAGAACAAGAAGGAGGGCCGCAAGCUGGCGCUGGACGCGCGGUGGUCGCUGGAGCUGCUGGAGGCCACCGGUAUUGUGGUGGUGCCCGGGUCCGGCUUCGGGCAGGAGCCGAACACCCUUCACUUCCGCACGACGAUACUGCCGCCGACGGCGCAGAUGGAGCGCAUGGUGACUGCCAUUCGCGAUCUGCAGAACCGCAUCUACGCUAACUACGGCGAUUAA